This is a messenger RNA of Phaeoacremonium minimum UCRPA7, 1869 nucleotides long. RefSeq names its product putative f-box domain-containing protein. NCBI's taxonomy places the organism in Eukaryota, Fungi, Ascomycota, Sordariomycetes, Togniniales, Togniniaceae. The transcript is spliced from 4 exons. The coding region runs from base 1 to 1869 and encodes 622 amino acids. Gene Ontology annotation, molecular function: DNA binding; protein binding. The record is from RefSeq and is a predicted model, not a curated record.
AUGGCUUCCCUUGAACUGGUGCCCGACGAGAUCAUCCGCCACAUCCUCUAUUACAUCUCCCCUGAGGAGAUCCUGUCCUCGGUCCAGAUCCUCUCGAGACGACUUCAUAGACUAGCGAACGAGCCUCUACUAUGGAAGUAUUAUUGCACAACUUCCUUCCGUCACUGGAACCCGGAGCAUCGAUUCCAGGAGAAGCUCACGCUCCGGGCGUCUGAGGUGGAGUGGAAGUCAUUAUGGAUGGAGCGAAACAGGAGGAACACGCGGGUUUCGUACCUGAUGGAUGGCAUUCUUGCCAGUAAAGUCGGCAGGCUGCAAAAGUUCGGGCAGAUAUGUAUGCUAGGAUACGAUGCCAAGGACUUUCUCCUGGAGCAGUGCCACACAGAUGAGACCGCAGAAGACGUGUUGGCCAGGAGGUUCUAUGGAAACACGGCUCUGGGCAGCAUCCACAGGAGCAUAGCGGUGCAGGAGUGGCUACCAUACCAGAGGGCGCCUUACACUCUAAGGGGCCUCGAUCGGGCCCUGGCCGCUUUCGAGAUGUUCUUUCUCCGUGAGAGGGAUGGAGAUGUCGAUGACAUCGACGCCCUACUUGAUAGACUAGCCUCUGACUUCCUCUCUGAGCAACCUCAUUUUUCAGAAAAGUCUACUCGGCAAAAGGCUCUCCUCCUGGCACAGUGGGUACGAGCCAAGAAUCUGACCGGUAUGGAGGAUGAAGAGGUGAAUUACCGAAAUCUGCGCAACUGCUUGAUCGGCCACGCACUGCUGGAGGACCAACAUGAUUCUCUGCCGAUCAUAUCCAGCGCUAUAUACUGCUGCCUUGCAGAAAGAGUAGGCUUGCGAGCAGCAUGUUGCGCCUUUCCUAGCCACGUCCAUGCCAUGGUGAUGGCACCUCCGGGUGAGCAACUGGAUGGCGGUCGUGUGCCGAAUCCGACCACGGACGUAGAAAAGAUGUUCUUGGAUCCAUAUCGUUCGAGCGAGGAGGUCACCCUCCAGGAGCUUCGAUCUAAGUUGGUUGAACUUGGAUGGAUGAGCAGUGGCGACUCCUUCCUCGUCGCGUCUCCGACAGCCGUUAUCGUCCAACGCACAGCUCAGAAUAUGAAGACAACAUACUCCAAAUUGGCAAGAAUGAGCAACAUCGAACCAGAGGCUAGGUACCAGUUGAGGCGGCUCAGAAAUGGAGACCAUGAGAUGAAUGCGGAAUCGGCCCUAUAUGCUGCUCUGUGGGCAAAUCUGCUCGUCAACCCUGUGAGCAGUUUCCAGUGGGACCACUCGUUGGAUGUGUUUCUUAGUCGGUUUCACCAACUCUUCAGCGAGGACUUGUGGUUAGUUGAGAAGUAUCUCCUGCCGCUCUAUAACGUCUUCACCGAGUCACAAGCCCAAACGCACCAUCGCUUCUCGUGGCAGAAUGUGCAUGAGAUGGUGAACAUGGUCCGGAACAUGGAUCAGAGGCAACCGACAGUGAACAGGCGCUAUACGCAGGAAAUCCAGGCAAACGUGUGGUACAAAGUCGGUCAAGUCUUCCGCCACAAACGAUAUGACUACAUCGGUAUCAUCAACGGCUGGGGAGACAAGGGCACUGGUUCGUUGCCAACGCCACAUUCGCUGUCCAUGGACGAGACGAUGGAAGAAUAUCAAGAUACCAGUGAUAGCGAUUCAUCAGCAAGGUCAAGAUUCCGGAAGAAGACAUACUACACUUGCUUGAGAACCGACAUUGACCGUCAUGUCAUUGCACAAGACAAUAUCGAGAUCAUCACGGACCCGAGUCUCAUCCCAGAGCGGCUUUUCUUUGUGGCAGGCAAGUUCUUCAAGAGGUUUGAUUCGGAGACCUGCAGGUUCGUCUCCAACAUCCGAGAGUUCUUUCCGGAUGAUUAG